AUGUACGCCGCAAGAACAGCCCUCCGUAAGUCAGGGUCCGCCCUGUCCGCCGCCGCAUAUGCAAAGCGUACCAAGGUGACUUUGCCAGACCUCGACUGGGAUUUCGGUGCUCUUGAGCCACACAUCUCCGGGAAAAUCAACGAACUGCACUACACCAAGCACCACCAGACGUACGUCAACGGCCUGAACUCUGCGCUGGAGCAGUUCCACGAGCUCUCCGCGCGUGUGGACCAGGACUCGCGCGUAGCCGCGCAGCUCACCGCCUUGCAGCAGAACAUCAAGUUCCACGGCGGCGGCUACCGCAACCACUGUUUGUUUUGGAAGAACCUAGCACCAGCGUCGCAGGGCGGUGGUGAGCCACCCACCGGCGCUCUGGCUCGCCAGAUCGAGACACAGUUCGGAUCUCUGGAGAAGCUCCAGGCGCUCACGAACGGGAAGCUGGCCGGCAUCCAGGGUUCCGGCUGGGCUUUCUUGGUCAAGAACACCGACAAUGGUGGCCAGUUGGAGCUCGUGCAGACUUACAACCAGGACACUGUUUCCGGGCCCUACGUGCCAUUGCUCGCUAUCGAUGCCUGGGAGCACGCCUACUACCUACAGUACCAGAACCGGAAGGCGGACUACUUCUCUGCCAUCUGGAACGUGAUCAACUGGAAGGAGGCAGCCCGUAGAUUCGAUGCGGCCUGA
Eremothecium gossypii ATCC 10895 is the source of this 684-nucleotide messenger RNA. RefSeq names its product superoxide dismutase SOD2 (gene SOD2). Gene Ontology annotation, molecular function: superoxide dismutase activity; metal ion binding. Gene Ontology annotation, cellular component: mitochondrion. The transcript has a single exon. The coding region runs from base 1 to 684 and encodes 227 amino acids. NCBI's taxonomy places the organism in Eukaryota, Fungi, Ascomycota, Saccharomycetes, Saccharomycetales, Saccharomycetaceae. The record is from RefSeq and is marked provisional. Gene Ontology annotation, biological process: superoxide metabolic process.